CUAUAAAAAGAUACGAAAAUAUUGCACCAAAUUCCUAUAAAUAAUCAACCCAUUCUUCGCCAAACACUGCACCUCACAAACAACACAACACACACAAAAUGAAGUUAUCAUUUCUUAAUCUUUUUUGUGCCAUUUUAGCCACCACUCUUCUCACAUUAUCCCACGCCGACGACGACAACCAAAAACAGUUCCUUGAAGUGCACAACGCCGCCCGUACGCAAGUGGGUGCGCCACCCCUUAAAUGGAACACCACCCUUACGACGUUCGCGCAAAACUUCGCCGACAAAGUCAAGCAAACAUGUGAUAACACGGUGAAGUCCGGUGGCCCUUACGGUGAGAACACGGCCGCCGGGUACGGCGCUUUUACGACGGUUGAUGCGGUUAACCAGUGGGUGGGGGAGAAGCAGAACUAUGAUCAUAAUUCGAAUGUUUGUUUGAAGGGUAAAGAAUGUAAGCAUUAUAAACAGGUGGUUUGGAAGGAUAGUUUAUCUGUUGGGUGUGCUAGUAUCACUUGUGGCGCCGGUUGGCCUUUUGUUGUUUGUGAAUAUUAUCCACCUGGCAAUGUUCCCGGUAAAUUGCCUUAUUAAAACUCGGGUCGGACUCGGACUACAAUUACUUUGGCUCGGGUUACUCAUGAUCAACUCUACUUUAAAAUGUUUUUUCUUAGAAUGUGAUUUUAGUUAGUUUUGGAUCAUAUUGUAGUACUUCUCCUUAUGGAGUUAUUGGCCUUAUGGCAUGGGUUUCUAAUUAGAUGAAUUAUUAAUGAGAUUGAAUAAAAAAAAGGUUUUUAUUUCUGAA
Messenger RNA from Spinacia oleracea (spinach), 798 nucleotides. RefSeq names its product pathogenesis-related protein 1A. The transcript has a single exon. Lineage: Eukaryota; Viridiplantae; Streptophyta; Magnoliopsida; Caryophyllales; Amaranthaceae. Bases 99 to 587 code for a protein of 162 amino acids. The record is from RefSeq and is a predicted model, not a curated record.